This is a messenger RNA of Perognathus longimembris pacificus (Pacific pocket mouse), 7433 nucleotides long. It is a transcript of the gene Znf532, whose product is annotated as zinc finger protein 532. NCBI's taxonomy places the organism in Eukaryota, Metazoa, Chordata, Mammalia, Rodentia, Heteromyidae. The coding region runs from base 1446 to 5330 and encodes 1294 amino acids. The transcript has 12 exons. The record is from RefSeq and is a predicted model, not a curated record.
GGUCAGGGAGGGGGAGAUGGGCCCUGAGGGGCCCGUUGGAGUGCUUAGGAGGUGAACAUUUCCAAGGCUUGUGCGCUGGUGGGGUGGGGUGGGGUGGGGGUGGGGGACACACACGAUGACCUUCCCCUCCUCAGGAAGGCCUAGAAGGGAGAGGCAGCCCCCAGCCAGGUCUCCCCCCCCCCCACACCCCCUUAGGCUGGUGAUUUUCAGAGACUUGUUGGCAACUCAGCGAGGGUUGCCAUAGCUUUUUUAUGUAGGGUGACCAGAACCGGCUGAAACUGGUUUGAGGCAGAUCAGCUCCUGAACACAAUGCAGUCACUGAGCUACUACAGUGGGAUAGCAGCUUCCUCCCUUCAUGGCAGCCAAAAGCAGAGGAGCUUGCAGGAAGGUGCCAUCCCUACACAGUAUGUGAAUGCACACUUAGACACUACACAGCACUGGUACGUGACUAAUGGAACCCUAAAAAGAUCCUGUGUAGAGACGAUGGGGAAAAAAAAAAGGUGCAGGUUUGCAAGGUCUGAAAUGACUUGGGCUUUUCCUGCCUUUUUCUUUUUGCUUAAGGGAUGGACAAGGAGCUGAGAUUUAUGACCCUUAUUAAAGAAAAAAAAAAUUGCCUUGCUAGGGUGGGGACACUUGGUUUGUGCAGUCUCUCUUUCUCUCUCUCUCUCUUUCUCUGUGCUUUUUUUUUUUUAAACAAAACAAAAACCAGGAUGAACUGAUGGAUUCGUAAUGGUAGUUUGUUUGUUGCUGGAGAAUGCUACUUUGCAUGCCUUUUUUUUUUUUUUUCUCUUGCAGGCUGUGUUCUGUUUUGUGCUUUUCCUUUUAGAAGCUCCUAAAGGGUGUUGGGGAUACUUCUGACUAUUAUGAAGGCCAAAAGGCCUGUUGACUGGGGCUGCUUUUAACCCUUUCCUAUUUGCAGAGAAUGCAGCCGUGUGACAGUAACUGAACACUGGCCCAAAGUCUUUCCCAAAGGUCAAGGUUCAUAAGGAUUUUUCACUCGAGUCAAGUGGUGGAAUGUCCUUUAUUGAUUUUGGGGGCUGUGGACGGCCAGUCUUUCCAGCUGCAUAGGCUGCAGAGCCCCGUCCCUGGGGCAGCAAUCAUGAGCUCACCGUGGAUUGGAGCUGGCCUCAGGUGUUGAUCUCCCGCUGGGCUCUAACAAUGCAGCAGGCCCUGGUCUCCGGGGGAGCAGGACCUGAGAAUCCUGGAGAAUAUGCAAGGGCUUGUUCCUGCCUGGGAGAACCGGGGCAGCCGAGAGAGCCCGGGCAGGCCAGCCCAGGCACCCACACUCGGGGCGGGGCCUGCACUCGAGUCUGAGCCUGGCGCCUGCUCGGAAUGGCCUGUGGCUGUCUCCUUGGAGGACGACCUGCAGGCCUUCCCUCUGCGAGCUGGAAUGUGUGGGUUUGGCCCAGGCUACACUGGAAGGAAAGUAACAUCUGAUCAAAUUCAUGACCAUGGGGGAUAUGAAGACCCCAGACUUUGAUGACCUCCUGGCAGCAUUUGACAUCCCAGAUAUGGUCGAUCCCAAAGCAGCUAUUGAGUCUGGACACGAUGACCACGAAAGCCACAUCAAGCAGAAUGCUCAUGUGGAUGACGACUCCCACACCCCGUCGUCCUCUGACGUGGGUGUCAGCGUGAUUGUGAAGAACGUGCGGAACAUCGAUUCCUCCGAGGGCGCGGAGAAGGAAGGCCACAAUCCCACAGGGAACGGCUUGCACAACGGGUUCCUCCCAGCGUCCUCACUGGAUGGUUACAGUAAAGAUGGAGCCAAGUCCUUGAAAGGAGACGUGUCUACCUCAGAGGUGACUCUCAAAGACUCCGCGUUCAGCCAGUUCAGCCCUAUUUCCAGUGCUGAAGAGUUUGAUGAUGAUGAGAAGAUCGAGGUGGACGACCCGCCUGACAAGGAGGAGGUGCGCUCCGGUUUCAGAUCGAAUGUCUUACCGGCCUCUGUUUCUCAGCAGGACUGUGAUAAACUAAAGGCACUUGGAGGAGAAAACUCAGGCAAAACAGGAGUGGCUACGCCAGGCAGUCUGGAUAAAAACAAAGUCAAGAGAGAAACAGAAAGCAAUUCCAUCAAUCUGAGUGUUUAUGAAUCCUUUAAAGUCAGAAAGCUGGAGGACAAGUUGAAGGAGAACUCUGAGAAGGUGCUCGAAAACAGGGUCCUUGACGGGAAGCUGAGCUUGGAGAAGAAUGACAUCAGCCUUGUCGGGGUGGUGCCAUCCAAGACCAAGGCUGCCUCCAAGCUCUCGUCCUGCAUAGCCGCCAUCGCGGCCCUGAGCGCCAAAAAGGCGGCGUCCGACUCCUGCAAAGAGCCCGUGGCCAACUCCAGGGAAGCCUCUCCCUUACCGAAAGAAGAAAACGACAGCCUGAGGGCCGCCGACAAGUCUCCCGAGUCCCAGAGCCUCAUCGAUGGCCCCAAGAAAGCCUCCCUCAAGCCGUCGGACAGUCCCAGGAGCAUCUCGAGUGAGAACAGCAGCAAGGGGUCCCCGGCGUCGCCCGCAGGGUCCACGCCGGCCAUCCCCAAGGUCCGCAUCAAGACCAUCAAGACAUCUUCCGGGGAGAUCAAGCGGACGGUGACGCGGGUGCUGCCGGAAGUGGAUCUCGACUCGGGGAAGAAGCCUUCCGAGCCCACGGCGACGGUGAUGGCUUCUGUGACGUCGCUUCUGUCCUCUCCAGCCUCGGCCGCCGUCCUCUCCUCUCCCACCAGGGCCCCCCUCCAGGCGGUCUCCACUGCCGAGCUGACCCCCAAGCAGGUCACCAUCAAGCCCGUGGCCACCGCGUUUCUCCCCGUGUCUGCCGUGAAGACGGCCGGGUCCCAGGUCAUCAAUCUGAAGCUGGCGAACAACACGACGGUGAAAGCCACGGUCAUCUCUGCUGCCUCGGUCCAGAGUGCCAGCAGUGCCAUCAUUAAAGCCGCCAACGCCAUUCAGCAGCAAACCGUUGUGGUGCCAGCGUCCAGCCUGGCGAACGCCAAACUCGUGCCAAAGACUGUGCACCUUGCCAACCUUAACCUUCUGCCUCAGGGUGCCCAGGCCACCUCUGAACUCCGCCAAGUGCUCACCAAACCUCAGCAACAAAUCAAGCAGGCAAUAAUCAAUGCAGCGGCCUCGCAGCCACCCAAAAAGGUGUCCCGCGUGCAGGUGGUGUCGUCCUUGCAGAGUUCGGUGGUGGAAGCUUUCAACAAGGUGCUGAGCAGUGUCAACCCAGUCCCAGUUUACAUCCCCAACCUCAGUCCUCCCGCCAACGCGGGCAUCACGAUCCCCAUGCGCGGGUACAAGUGCUUGGAGUGCGGCGACUCCUUCGCGCUGGAGAAGAGCCUGACCCAGCACUACGACCGGCGCAGCGUGCGCAUCGAAGUCACCUGCAACCACUGUACCAAGAACCUCGUUUUUUACAACAAGUGCAGCCUCCUUUCCCACGCCCGGGGACAUAAGGAGAAAGGGGUGGUCAUGCAGUGCUCCCACCUAAUCCUCAAGCCCGUCCCAGCCGAUCAAAUGAUAGUUUCUCCGUCUAGCAAUACUUCUGCUUCCUCUCCUACUCUGCAGAGCUCUGUGGGAGCCGGCACACACACUGUAACCAAAAUCCAGUCUGGCAUUACGGGGACGGUCAUAUCGGCUCCUUCCAGCACACCCAUCUCCCCAGCCAUGCCCCUAGACGAAGACCCCUCCAAACUCUGUAGACACAGUCUCAAAUGUUUGGAGUGUAACGAAGUCUUCCAGGACGAGACGUCGCUGGCCACACAUUUCCAGCAUGCUGCAGAUACGAGUGGACAAAAGACUUGCACUAUCUGCCAGAUGCUGCUUCCUAACCAGUGCAGUUAUGCUUCACACCAGAGAAUCCACCAGCACAAAUCUCCCUACUCCUGCCCCGAGUGUGGGGCCAUCUGCAGGUCGAUGCACUUCCAGACCCACGUCACCAAGAACUGUCUGCACUACACACGGAGAGUUGGUUUUCGAUGUGUACAUUGCAAUGUUGUGUACUCUGAUGUGGCUGCACUGAAGUCUCACAUUCAAGGCUCUCACUGUGAAGUCUUCUGCAAGUGCCCUAUCUGUCCAAUGGCGUUUAAGUCUGCCCCAAGCACACAUUCCCACGCCUACACACAGCAUCCUGGCAUCAAGAUAGGAGAACCAAAAAUAAUCUAUAAGUGUGCCAUGUGCGACACUGUGUUCACCCUGCAAAACUUGCUGUAUCGCCACUUUGACCAGCACAUUGAAAACCAGAAGGUGUCUGUUUUCAAGUGUCCAGACUGUUCUCUUUUAUAUGCCCAGAAGCAACUUAUGAUGGACCAUAUCAAGUCUAUGCAUGGAACAUUGAAAAAUAUUGAAGGGCCUCCCAACUUGGGUAUACACUUGCCUUUGUGCAUUAAGCCUACGUCUCAAAAUUCAUCAAACCACAGCAAAGAGGACACCAAGUCUAUGAAUGGGAAAGAGAAAUUGGAAAAGAAGUCACCGUCUCCUGCAAAAAAGUCCGUGGACUCCAAGAAGUCGACCAUUCUUGGGUGGACUUGUUGGGAGUGUGACCGCCUGUUCACGCAGAGGGAAGUGUACAUCUCCCACAUGAGGAAGGAGCACGGGAAGCAAAUGAAGAAGCACCCCUGCCGCCAGUGUGACAAGUCCUUCAGCUCUUCCCACAGCCUGUGCCGCCACAAUCGGAUCAAGCACAAAGGCAUCCGCAAAGUCUACACCUGCUCGCACUGCCCGGACUCCAGGCGGACCUUCACCAAGAGGCUGAUGCUGGAGAAGCACGUCCAGCUCAUGCACGGGAUCAAGGAUCCGGACCUGAAGGAAAUGACAGAGGCCACCAACGACCAGGAGGUGGAAAUAAAGGAAGACGCGAAGGCCCCCAGUCCCAAGCGGAAGUUGGAGGAGCCGGUCCUGGAGUUCCGGCCCGCCCGCGGCGCCAUCACGCAGCCCCUGAAGAAGCUGAAGAUCAACGUGUUCAAGGUGCACAAGUGCGCCGUGUGCGGCUUCACCACGGAGAACCUGCUGCAGUUCCACGAGCACAUCCCGCAGCACAAGUCGGACGGCUCGUCCUACCAGUGCCGCGAGUGCGGCCUGUGCUACACGUCGCACGUGUCCCUGUCGCGCCACCUCUUCAUCGUGCACAAGCUCAAGGAGCCGCAGCCGGCCGGCAAGCAGAACGGGGCCGGGGAGGACGGCCAGCAGGAGAACCAGCCGGGCCCCGACGACGAGGCGGCCGACGGCGCCGUGUCGGACCGCAAGUGCAAGGUGUGCGCCAAGACCUUCGAGACGGAAGCUGCCUUAAACACUCACAUGCGCACCCACGGCAUGGCCUUCAUCAAGUCCAAGAGGAUGAACGCCGCCGACAAAUAGCCCGCCGCCGUCCACGCCGCCCCCGACGCCGCCCCGGACACCCCCGGCCUGGGCGCGGGGCACGCGGGGCGCGGCCAGGCUAACUGCACUAUCUCCCCAUCCGCGUCCCAGGACCAUCCAGACAGUAUUUGCGUUCGAAAGAGUUUGUAUAUAUUUAAAUGAUAACUUUUUAUACUCUUUGUUACAUGUUUGUAUCAGUAUUUAGUAGAACCAAUGUUUCCAGGUGUCUUUUUUUUUUUUAAUUUGUUUGGUUUCGUUUUGUUUUUUGUUGUUGUUUGUUCGUUCGUUGGUUUGUUCAGAUGGGUUUUUAACUGUUCUUUUUCUUUUUGUACUGUUUUCCUUACAACAGAGUUCUUAGUCCUCGGGGCAGUUCCUGAAUUCAACCAUUUUUGUAUCGUCACCAAUUUUGAAUGGGUUGAUUAACUAAGUAACAGGCUAACGUAAUGCCUUUUUUUUAAGUCUUUUAAAUUUUUUUAGAAUCCACUACUACAUAAUUUGUAGGUGGUUGUGGCCCUCACAACACUAGAAACUUUGAAGUGUCUUAGCACUACCCCAGCGUGCCUGCUCCCAGGGGGCCAGGGUGUGUGGGACCCCCGACCCUCGUUCCCAGUGACCGCCAAGGCAGCCUUGCAGGGCCUCUCUGCCCCCCCACGAUCGGGUCCACCAGGCCAGAAGCCAGUAAGUGAUGUAUGUACAUUUCCUCCAUUCCCCCCGAAGAAAGGGGCAAGAAGGGAAUUACAAAGUGGUGAAAACCAAGGCCGAUGGUUUUCCGGGCAGACAGGCAAGGCUGAUGUAAAGAGCACAAGGAGAUACGCUAGGAAAGGGCUGGAUUACUGUUAAAGUUCCCCCUGGGGAGUCAGACCUAGCUCCGUCUAGUCAGGUUUUUCUCAUGUCACUUAUUACCUAUUACAAACACAACUACGAGUAUCAAGUAUUUUUCUCUGGCUCUUGACAGGAAAAAAAAAAGUCAUAGUUGACCUACCCCUUUGCCGUCUACAUAGUUGGCGUUUCCUGUUCUGGGUGCUACUGCCAAACGUUCUGGUACUUAGAGUUGGGAUGCACAACUUCAACCACCGACCUUCAGUGCAGCUGCCUGCAAAGGGCAACUGGCCAUUAGGUCAAGCACUGAGCCAACCACCGGCUUUCGUUUAGCAUUUCAAUAACAAGCUCCUGUCUGCGGUUCUGCUUAGCACCACACAGGUGCUCUUCUGUCCCUUCCGUUCAUAGUUCUCUGGGAGAGUUAUAAACACACUAUGUUAUAUAUACACACACACAUACAUAUAUACAUAUAUGUGUGUGUAUAUAUAAUGUAUAUUUUGUUUUUGGGUUUUGUGUUUUCUUUUGCAUUUUGUACCUUGUACUUAUCCCCAAACAUGUUUUAUACUUUUAUUCCCCCCCCAUGAAGAGGAAUUCUUUUAUGUACAUAUAGAUACUUGCAUGGUAGACUGUAGUUGAUGUUUGAUUCCUCAAAAGGUCUUGCUGCUGUCAGGUGUAGGCCCCACAGCCAUCAUGACUGUAUUACACACAUUUCACAUGUAAAUAAAACGCGGGACAUUUGGCCUUGUGCUUCUGUGAGAGAGUUCUUGAUGGUGGGGCUGACAUCCUGGAGUUUAGGAAGUGAUGCAUUGCUGGAUGGAAUGGGCUACCAGGUCCUGCAGGAUUCUUUCCAUCCCGAAGAAUGGCCUCCUCGUUCUCCUCAGUCACCAGCUGACUGUUCUGUCGCUUUCUCGUUGACUCCAUCCUCCGCACAUCGGUACAAUCGAAGGGUAUGACAAAGUGUUCCUCAGCUUGAAGUUGGAUCGCUGUUACCUGUUCUGUUUGUAUUGCUCUAAGUUGUAUUCAUGGCACUUCCACAUUGUUUCUGCAUCGGAACCUUGCAAUAAGCCUGCGUGGCGGCCAUGCAGGUCUGUACAGCCUAGAUUUACAGUCGAGGAAGCGGAGCUCUGGAUUCUUUGCCUAAGCCCUCGUACCUGCUGAGUGGCUUUGAGUAUUAGAACCCAAACAUUUUGCUCUAAAUCUAGUGCUCGCUCUUUGUGGUUAUGUACAUAUUGACAAAUAUUCAUUUAUUCAACAAAUAAAAAAAAAAGUAUGUGCAAAACAUGA